Lethenteron reissneri (Far Eastern brook lamprey) is the source of this 4060-nucleotide messenger RNA. It is a transcript of the gene RAB9A, whose product is annotated as RAB9A, member RAS oncogene family. Gene Ontology annotation, cellular component: phagocytic vesicle; late endosome; lysosome. Gene Ontology annotation, molecular function: GTPase activity; GTP binding. The record is from RefSeq and is a predicted model, not a curated record. Gene Ontology annotation, biological process: retrograde transport, endosome to Golgi. Lineage: Eukaryota; Metazoa; Chordata; Hyperoartia; Petromyzontiformes; Petromyzontidae.
GUGGCAGCUCAGUCACAUGACGGAGCGGGUGACGAUGGCGGUGGUGGUGAUGGCGGUGUAAAGACGUAUCUCUCUGCUGUGUCUCUCUGUGUGUCUCUCUCUGCUGUGUCUCUCUGUGUCUCUCUGUCUGUGUCUCCACCACCGCCGCUCCACCACCGCCGCUCCUCCUCCGCCGCUCCUGCCCCGACUCCGCUUCCUCCUCUGACGUUUGGAAGUUUCGCGGCGACCCGCGGGGCGAUGGGGCCGAGUCGGCGCUGAGUCGGGACUGGGACGGGGCCUCCUCCCCAGUGAUAUGUCCGGGGCAGGGGGCGCACCCCCCAAGGCGACGCUGCUCAAGGUGAUCCUGCUGGGAGACGGCGGCGUGGGCAAGAGCUCGCUCAUGAACCGCUACGUGAGCAACACCUUCGACGCCCAGAGCUUCCACACCAUCGGCGUCGAGUUCCUCAACAAGGACCUCUCCGUGGACGCACGUGCGGUGACGAUGCAGAUCUGGGACACGGCGGGGCAGGAACGGUUCCGCAGCCUGCGCACGCCCUUCUACCGCGGCUCGGACGCCUGCCUGCUCACCUUCAGCCUGGACGACGCGCACUCGUUCCGCAGCCUGGACGCGUGGCGCUCCGAGUUCGCGUACUACGCGGACGUCGCAGCCCUUGACGCCUUCCCCUUCGUGCUGCUGGGGAACAAGCUGGACCUGCCGCACAGAGAGGUGUCGGCGGAGGAGGUGUCGGCGUGGUGCCGUGCGCGUGGCGACGUGCCCUACUUCGAGACGAGCGCCCGCGACUCCACCAACGUAGCCCUGGCCUUCGAGGAGGCCGCCCGGCGCGCCAUCACCUCCGACCUGCGGCAGGCCGGCGGCGGCGGCUCCUUCACGGCGACGGACACGGUGUCGCUGGGUCGCCGUGGCGACGGCAACUCCUCGCGGUCCUGCUGCUAGCACCCUCCCCUCCCCCACCACCCUCCCCCACCACCCUCCCCUACCAACACCACCCCCAGCUAAGACCGCGGGGCUCGUAGGGACGGCUGCCACUAGCAGCGAGGGGGGUGGGUGGAAUUUCCCCCCCCCCGUCCAGAUUUUGUUUUCGAUUUAGAAAAAAAAAAGUUAAUUGGUUGAAAAUUACCACGGCAACGUCCUCCCCCCCCCCCUCACUCCUCCGCCCCCUCCUUACCGCCAGGUACCGAUUCACCUGGAGGCCAACACAGGGACAGCUGCCAGUAGGAGGGGAGGUUGGGGCGGGGGGUGUUGGGGGUAGCGUGGCCGUGUCGGGAGGUGCCGAGCCGUUGGUGGCGGCAGUCGCGUUCGCAUUUGUGGUGGCGAUAGUGGCGGCGGUGGUGGUGGUUGUGGUGGCGAUAGUGGCGGCGGUGGUGGUUGCGGUGGUGGUGAUGGUUGCGGCGGCGGUGGUGGCGGCGGCGGUGGUCGCCUCUCGGCCCCACGGCAGAUGUCCGCGAGGUGCUUUGGAUACCUGCGAAGUCUCCAGCUGUAAUGUCGGACGACCGUGUCGGCCUGCGGCAGAUUUGUCCGGGACGCUUUGCGCCUGAACUUGGAAGGGCCCCAGCGAUAUCGGCCUCCGCGGAUGUUGACGUGUGGAAAUCCGGUUGUGAAGCGUCGCUUGCGUAGGCAGGCCUUUCCUGCUCCACACCGCCAGGGCCUCAGCAGCCUGCGGCUCUCGCCUGGACAAGGCCCGGGCUUGGUAUGGCCGAGCAGGAAAGCACCGGACCGGGUCCAAGCCGAAUUUAAACUCCCGCAAUGUUUUUGUUUGUUUGACGUUUGUAUUUAACAAACUUACACCUCGGCACUGAAUUGUGUGUGGGGUAAGGGGGGGGGCGAGACUUAGGCCCCAAUGGGUUGAUUUGAUUGUGGGGUGCCCAGCAUAUGGGGUAAGCUGAGGCUUGCCGAGCCCAACGAAGGCUUCAAGCUUGGCGGUAAUCUUUCUGACUUUGACUUCUUUGGCUCUCCUUCAUAUUCAUCUCAGAACUCCGUGAAUCCCUCCCCUCCAACUCAAGUAUAUAGCCUGACUCUUCCAGGAUCAGAGACUUGGCUCAGGCCGGGUUCCAGGAUCAGAGUCUUGGGUCUGGCCGGGUUCCAGGAUCAGAGACUUGGCUCAGGCCGGGUUCCAAGAUCAGAGUCUUGGGUCAGGCCGGGUUCCAGGAUCAGAGUCUUGGGUCUGGCCGGGUUCCAGGAUCAGAGACUUGGCUCAGGCCGGGCUCCAGGAUCAGAGACUUGGCUCAGGCCGGGUUCCAAGAUCAGAGUCUUGGCUCAGGCCGGGUUCCAAGAUCAGAGUCUUGGCUCAGGCCGGGCUCCAGGAUGAGGGUCUUGGGUCAGGCCGGGUUCCAAGAUCAGAGUCUUGGCUCAGGCCGGGUUCCAAGAUCAGAGUCUUGGCUCAGGCCGGGCUCCAGGAUGAGGGUCUUGGGUCAGGCCGGGUUCCAAGAUCAGAGACUUGGCUCAGGCCGGGUUCCAAGAUCAGAGUCUUGGCUCAGGCCGGGCUCCAGGAUGAGGGUCUUGGGUCAGGCCGGGUUCCAAGAUCAGAGUCUUGGCUCAGGCCGGGUUCCAGGAUCAGAGUCUUGGGUCAGGCCGGGUUCCAGGAUGAGGGUCUUGGGUCAGGCCGGGUUCCAGGAUCAGAGUCUUGGGUCUGGCCGGGCUCCAGGAUGAGGGCAGUGCAACGCUUCGUUGUGGAGAACGGUCCACGGAAGCGGACAUGACGGAGUUACCUCUGCCUCACGUGACCUCAGGUGACCUCAGGUGGCCUCAGGUGACCUCUCGUCCACGCACAGUAGGGGGCAGCAACUCUCCAAGUUGCCCCGCUACGUCCAGUGUCGCGUUCAUCACGUGACGGUCAAUCCAAUGUUGCUCAUUACCAGAGCUGGAAUUUAGCCAAGUUAAAUGCAGAACCAAAUUUAAUGUGUUAGUUUUUUUUGUGUGCAGUCGCUGGUCUAAUACCAACCACUCGCUACACUUGAGAACCCGGUUUAAUGACAACUCACUCUGUGCGAGUCUGUGGGUCUCCGUGCGAGUCUGUGGGUCUCUGUGCGAGUCUGUGGGUCUCCGUGCGAGUCUGUGGGUCUCCGUGCGAGUCUGUGGGUCUCCGUGCGAGUCUGUGGGUCUCUGCGAGUCCGUGAGUCGAUAAAAAUCCGGUGUAAUCACUGUGGUUUGGGUAGCUGAAACCCGGAUUGGAAGCCGAAAUUCUCAGCGGUGCUGUCAGAUCGGCACCACCCACCCGGUCUCCUCCACCCACCCACCCACCUGGUCUCCUCCACCCCUCCACCCACCCAGUCUCCUCCACCCACCCACCCACCCCUCCACCCACCCCUCCACCCACCACCCACCCACCCGGUCUCCUCAGUCCACCCACCCACCCGGUCUCCUCCACCCACCCACCCACCCCUCCACCCACCCACCCACCCCUCCACCCACCCACCCACUCACCACCUCAAUCCGAUAUCGCCGCAUCUGCUGCUCACUCGACGUCUCGUUCCAUUGCCGAUUACUUUGGGAUGAUACAAAACAAGAGGGUAAAUGUAUGUUGCCGUAAUUACGAUUAGUUGCUGUUAUUAUAAAUUUGGUUUUAAAUGAAUGUUCACGCGUUAAGCAAAUAUUACCACACCUGGGGAUAAGUGUGUGGUGCUGGUGUUGGGGUGAGUGGGUGUGUAGGGUGAGUGGGUGUGUAGGGUGUGUAGGGUGGGGGAGCGUAUUUGGGUGAGUGAACAAACGAGGCGGUGGGCGAGCGAGUGAGUGGAUUGAAUUGUGGGCGAGUGAGCGAGAGAAUUAAAUUCUAGGAGUGAGCGUGUGUGAGUGAGCGGUGAGUGAGCAUGUGAGUGAGUGAGAGGGUGUGUGAGUGAGUGUGUGAGAGUGUGUGUGAGUGAGAGCGUGAGUGAGUGGGUGUGUGAGUGAGUAAGAGCGUGAGUGAGUGUGUGUGAGUGAGUGUGUGUGUGAGCGAGUGAGUGAAUCGUGUAAAUGGGAGGAGGAUGGGGGAGGGUGGUUUACUCGCUCACUCGCCCGUACGUGCUGACGACAGAGUUUGUCAAACUUGACAGGAGUUCUAAUAAAGGCGACUGACAGUGACGA